Aspergillus homomorphus CBS 101889 is the source of this 372-nucleotide messenger RNA. RefSeq lists its product as uncharacterized. The coding region runs from base 1 to 372 and encodes 123 amino acids. NCBI's taxonomy places the organism in Eukaryota, Fungi, Ascomycota, Eurotiomycetes, Eurotiales, Aspergillaceae. The record is from RefSeq and is a predicted model, not a curated record. The transcript has a single exon.
AUGGCUCCUCGGACCCAGCAUACAACAUGGUCACGGGCCUGGCGCGGGUAUGCCGCUCGGAAAGAGGAAGAGCACCAGUUUCUCCGCGUCGGGCUGACGAGUGAGCCCGCCAACACGCCCUCCGAGGUAGAGGUCCGGGUCCACGCCGUCAGACUGAACUUCAAGGACUGCCUUAUUGCGCUGGGGCCCGCCGACACCUUGGGUAACGAGUGCGCGGGCGUGGUGACGCGCGUGGGGCCCGCCUGCUCCCCGGACAAGGUCCGGGUCGAGGACCGCGUCUGCAUGUCCACGGUCGAGGCGUUCAAGACCUAUGCCCGCAGCAAGGUCCAAUGCGUGUGUCGCCUGCCGGAGGCCAUGAGCUCGGACGGCUGA